CACACAUAAACACAUAAACACACACACACAGUCCUCUUUGCAUUCACUGACCAGUUUCCUUUUUUGGACUCGACGACAGAGACCAUGUUUUCACACAUGAUUUGUGUGGACAUGUUGUGUAGUUGGUGUUUGUGAAGCAGCAGCAGGUUGUCGGUCCGACUCGUUCAGACAGGAACAUGUGAGAACAUCAGGCGAGGGGCGGAGCCUGUAGAGCAGCAGGAGGCGGGACAUGACGUAUAAACUGCUGUGGAAAGAUCAGUGUUGUUGUUUACAGCUCGUCCACACCGGAGUCGGCCCUCAUCACCAGAAGAUCUGGAAUCUCCUCGUGUUUCCAAGUGGACGUCUUCAUCUUCUACGUGUCCGGCUCCUCUUCUUCAUCCUGAGAUGUUUGUGUUCUUCAUGUUUCACGUCACGUGUUAGAAACCUCAUCAACACGUCCACUCGCUCACUGGGAAGCUUCCACACAUUGUCCUGCUGGUUCCUCACAUGGACUCUGACAUGUUACACACAUGUUACCAGGAGGCUGCAGGAGAAGAUCCAGAACAUGUCCAGAGACACUGACUCAGGAUUUGUUCUCACAUCCAGAACCUCCAGAACAUGUCAGGAACUUGUGAGGUACAUGUCAGGAACAUGUCAGGAACAAAUGAGGAACAUAUGAGGAACAUGUAUGGAACACGGGAGGAACAUGUCAGGAACAAAAGAGGAACAUAUGAGGAACAUGUAUGGAACACGGGAGGAACAUGUCAGGAACAUGUGAGGUACCCGGCAGGAAGAUGUAAGGAAGAGGAACUUUUUCUCUUUAAUUCAGGAGGAGCAAGGAGGUGAAGUGGGCGGGGUCUCUGUGGCAGGAAGGUGAAAAUGUCCUUUUAAGGAAAAAACCUGAAUGAUUCUGAAAAACUAAGAGAAUCUCAUUCCAGAUAUUCCUCCCUUGAAAACUACAUUACCCAUGAUCCUCACUGAUGGUUGGUUACCUGAUGGACCAAGCAGGGCACUUCCUGUUUGUCCUCUGGUUGUUCCUCAGUGAGCGAGCGGAAUGCAGUGAAUGAUGAGAGAAAGUUCGGCUGGGCUUCGAGCUGUCUGAUUGGUCGAUUCCUUUAGGUCCUGCCCUAUAAGGAAUCAAGCAGAGGAAAGAGAGAGAGGGAGGAGGCCCGGUCCAUGUUUGGGAUGGAGGGAUGAAAGGAGGGAUGGAAGGAGGAGGUGGAGGGUUGAUAAACCCAGUCCCAGUCGUUCAGACUCUCACUUCUGUCCUGCCCCCUCCCCACGUCCAAGCAGCCCUGCACUGCCACGUGUGAGCCGGUGUCGUAGUGUCGUUGCUCGUCCACAGCGCCCCCUGCAGUCAUGUGUGAUGAUGAGGAGAGCACCGCUCUGGUCUGUGAUAAUGGAUCCGGCCUCUGUAAGGCGGGGUUCGCUGGAGACGACGCCCCCAGGGCCGUCUUCCCCUCCAUCGUGGGCCGGCCCAGGCACCAGGGCGUGAUGGUGGGAAUGGGGCAGAAGGACAGUUACGUUGGAGACGAGGCUCAGAGUAAGAGAGGAAUCCUCACCCUGAAAUAUCCCAUCGAACAUGGAAUCAUCACCAACUGGGACGACAUGGAGAAGAUCUGGCAUCACGCGUUCUACAACGAGCUGCGAGUGGCUCCAGAGGAACAUCCCACUCUGCUGACGGAGGCGCCGCUCAACCCGAAGGCCAACAGGGAGAAAAUGACCCAGAUCAUGUUUGAGACCUUCAACGUUCCUGCCAUGUACGUGGCCAUCCAGGCCGUCCUGUCACUGUACGCCUCCGGAAGAACCACAGGUAUCGUCCUGGACUCAGGCGACGGCGUCACCCACAACGUGCCGAUCUACGAGGGCUACGCUCUGCCUCACGCCAUCAUGAGGCUGGACCUGGCGGGACGGGACCUGACCGACUACCUCAUGAAGAUCCUGACGGAGCGAGGCUACAGCUUCGUCACCACCGCGGAGAGAGAGAUCGUGCGAGACAUCAAAGAGAAGCUGUGCUACGUGGCUCUGGACUUUGAGAACGAGAUGGGGACGGCGGCGACCUCGUCCUCUCUGGAGAAGAGCUACGAGCUUCCUGACGGCCAGGUCAUCACCAUCGGCAAUGAGAGGUUCCGCUGCCCCGAGACGCUCUUUCAGCCGUCCUUCAUAGGUAUGGAGUCAGCUGGGAUCCACGAGACGACGUACAACAGCAUCAUGAAGUGUGACAUCGACAUCCGUAAAGAUUUGUACGCCAACAACGUGCUGUCCGGAGGAACCACCAUGUACCCGGGGAUCGCCGACCGCAUGCAGAAGGAGAUCACCGCGCUGGCGCCCAGCACCAUGAAGAUCAAGAUCAUCGCCCCCCCGGAGAGGAAGUACUCGGUGUGGAUCGGCGGCUCCAUCCUGGCGUCGCUCUCCACCUUCCAGCAGAUGUGGAUCAGUAAGCAGGAGUAUGACGAGGCCGGACCCUCCAUCGUCCACCGCAAGUGCUUCUAGACCCCCCCCCCCCCCCGCCAGAGCAGCACCGUCUUUAUUCUCACUGAGCACAGAGCCCCCCACCCACCCCCAACACAGGCAACAACAACAACGUCAGGCUGUUGUUGUUGUUGUUGACUUCACUUCCUCCUUAAACGUUUCCAGUACAGCUGGAAAAAGGGAAAUGAUGUCACUGUCUGAGUCCAGAUGUUUUUAAUUCCAGAUGUUUCUGUUGAACUUUUAAGAUUAAAAUCUUAAGCCUCUGUUCAGCUGCAAACUGUGAACGUGCCACUUGUCCUACAUCUGUAACCCCUCCCCUCACCCCCUCACCCCCGCUCUCUACUUGUUGUUAGUGUUUCUUUUUUUUUGUUGUUGUUUUUUUUAAGAAUAAAGCUUGAAUGUCGCCCCCUGGUGUUAUCUUCCCUUGUUGUGGAGCCAAACACACUCGUACAGUGUUAUGAUGAUGUCAAAGUGGGAGGCGGGGCCUCGUGGCGCCUGUCUGCAUUAGAACAGAAUUAGAAACAGACGCUACGUCAACAUGGAACAGACAGAAGAGACAAUAAAGAGUUGUCCUACGAGA
Molecule: messenger RNA, 3031 nt
Organism: Pleuronectes platessa (European plaice)
Lineage: Eukaryota; Metazoa; Chordata; Actinopteri; Pleuronectiformes; Pleuronectidae
Gene: acta2
Product: actin alpha 2, smooth muscle
Exons: 10
Coding region: 1339-2472 (377 amino acids)
Source: RefSeq, a predicted model, not a curated record